AUGGCAAAUACAAGCCUGUCUACUGUGAUUGAGACCAGAAGUUUCUACGGCGGGAAAGAAGUAAGAGGACCCCCUUCCAAAGUGGUGAAGACUCUCUUCCCACCAAAGGAGAACUCAUCUCCUGGAGCUGCGGGCGUGCAAAAAAGAGUGACUGCAGUGAAACGUGCGCCAUCAUCUUUGCCGAAAGCAAAACGUCAGAAGCGUUUCGUCCAAAAAAAGGCGGCAGCUGUUACAAAGCUGGUUCUGGACCAUCAUGAAGACAGGGUCACACAUCUGGAAAGCCGUCUGGCCGACAGAACAGCGCAGCUUGCAGCAGAGAAAGCUCGAGUAGCCGAGAGAGACGCCGAGAAUGAUCGGUUGAAAGCGGAGGUCAACAACCUCAAACGAGAGCUUCAACAACUCCGAGAGACCAGCCACUUGGAGAGCCACAGAGACAUUUUACAGGAGAUGAGAGCUGGAAUCGGAGAACUUCAGGCGACGCUACGUGAGCAGAGAAGUUAUUCGACGCCUGAGAGACCAAUGCCCAGGUGCACCUCGACACCAGCUCCAGAAACGUCCUCCUUGCAGAUGUCUCCAUUGGCCCUCUCCAUCACACUCAACGACAGCAGAUACGGAUGCCUGCUCUUCAGGUCCAUCGUCACAGAGGAACACUAUAAAGCCUGGAGCAAAACCACCAACUGGGAUGGAGCGAAGGGCAAGCGAGCACUGCCGCAAAAUGUGAAAAACUUUGUGGUCUCAACACUACAACGAAAGUUCCCUGCUAUGGGGAGGAGUGAACUGAAGGACUGCAUCAAUAAGAUCAACGAAUUCCUCCGCAAACACGCCAGAUCUUCCCAGGGAUUCAACGUGCUUUAA
This is a messenger RNA of Alosa alosa (allis shad), 855 nucleotides long. RefSeq lists its product as uncharacterized. NCBI's taxonomy places the organism in Eukaryota, Metazoa, Chordata, Actinopteri, Clupeiformes, Clupeidae. The coding region runs from base 1 to 855 and encodes 284 amino acids. The record is from RefSeq and is a predicted model, not a curated record. The transcript is spliced from 4 exons.